Molecule: messenger RNA, 1308 nt
Organism: Sinocyclocheilus anshuiensis
Lineage: Eukaryota; Metazoa; Chordata; Actinopteri; Cypriniformes; Cyprinidae
Product: gastrula zinc finger protein xLCGF3.1-like
Exons: 1
Coding region: 3-1118 (371 amino acids)
Biological process (GO): regulation of transcription by RNA polymerase II
Cellular component (GO): nucleus
Molecular function (GO): DNA-binding transcription activator activity, RNA polymerase II-specific; RNA polymerase II cis-regulatory region sequence-specific DNA binding
Source: RefSeq, a predicted model, not a curated record
CGAUGGCGCUGAAACAGGAGAGUCAAGAACUGAAUGAAACGGAAGAGAAAGAUCAAAACGAAAAACAUAAUGAUUUCAAAACUGAAGAGGAAUCGAUUAGUUGCUCACAGAAUGAAAAGACCUCCUCACCAAAAAAAGCUGAAAAAACACAAAACCUUCAUUCCCAAAUGAGAAUUCACACUGGAGAGAGCUCUUUCACCUGCCAACAGUGUGGAGAGAUUUUCAAUCAAAAAGAAAGCCUUAAAGUCCACAUGAAAAUUCACACUGAAAAUAAACCGUUAAUAUGCCCUCGGUGUGGAAAAUGUUUUACACGGAAAAAAAACCUUAGGACACACAUGAGAAUUCACACUGAAGUGAGACCUUACACCUGUGAACAGUGUGGAAAGAGUUUUAUACUGAAAAGUCACCUUAAAGCCCACAUGAGUAUUCACACUGGAGAGAGACCUUACACCUGCCCUCAGUGUGGGAAGAGUUUCUCACGAAAUGGAGGACUUACGACUCACAUGAGAGUUCACACUGAAAAGAAGCCAUUAAUAUGCUCUCAGUGUGGAAAGUGUUUUACACAGAAAAGAACCCUUGAUGCCCACAUGAGAGUUCACACUGGAGAGAAGCCAUUCACCUGCCCUCAGUGUGGAAAGAGUUUCAGGCUCAAAGAAAGCCUAAAGACUCACAUAAGAAGUCACACUGGAGAGAAGCCAUUCAUAUGUGCUCAGUGUGGAAAGAGUUUCAGAUAUAAAGAAAACCUUAAUUAUCACAUCAGUAUUCACUCAAGAGAGAAGAGUUUUAAAUGUCAUCAGUGCGAAAGGAGUUUCACAGACACGAAUCACCUUCAGGAUCACGUUAAAAUUCACAUCGGAGAAAAGUCUCUCAUGUGCCAUCACUGUGGAAAGAGUUGCUCAAAAGAAGACAAACUCAAGGUUCACAUUAGAGUUCACACUGGAGAGAAACCUUUCACCUGCGAACAAUGUGGAAAGUGUUUCAGGGUUAAAGAAUACCUUAAGAUUCACAAGGUAGUUCACACUGGAGAGAAGCCUUACAAAUGUCCUCAGUGUGAGAAGAGAUUCACAUGUCCAAGCAGCAUGAAACGCCAUUUGAAAACUCACUCUGGGAAGAAAUAGCCGUUUUCUUCAGUGUGACGAGGUUUUGAAAAAGGAGUAAUUUCUACAAUCAUCUGCACAUUCGUUUUGGAAGUCAUUAAAUUUUAGUCAGUGUAGUGGGACCCACCUAGACACUAGAGGGCGCUCCAGUUCAGUUAAGGAGAUAGAUAAACGUGUACAGCGGAAAAUAAAAAUAUAUGGAUGUUAAGUA